Messenger RNA from Fraxinus pennsylvanica, 1944 nucleotides. The record is from the annotation of a GenBank genome assembly. NCBI's taxonomy places the organism in Eukaryota, Viridiplantae, Streptophyta, Magnoliopsida, Lamiales, Oleaceae.
AUGGAAAGUGUCUUGUCUUUCAAUGAAAAGAUUCCGGAGAUUGCCAUGAAAAUGGAAGAAGUUUCCUGCAGUGUUGUUUUACCAAAUUUUGAUAUUGCUCAGGAAGGGGGAGAUGUUCCGAAGCAAGAAGUAGACGAUGUAAUGCCAAGUGACGUUGAAGCUGGAUAUUUUCAAUUGUCAAAUGAUUUCUGUAGCAUGGGUGAAGAUUACUUUUCAGGUAUUGAAUUUGCUCAAAGUAUUACCAAUUUGGAUUAUGGUUUGAGUGAAGGCUUGCAUAUCUCAUUGUCAGAAAGUCCGAUUCCGGGGUCGAGUUCUGAUGCUAACACUCCUUGGAAUUCAGAUAUAUUAGCAAUAACUGAUGUGCCAGAAUGCCAGAAUGACCAGGUUAACUUGCAGAAUUCUGAAUUAAGUGACAUUUGUAUCCACCAAGAGAGUGAAACAUCUGUUGAGAAGAAGCCUUUGAAAUUUCCUACGUCAUCUACUACACAAAAUAUUAGUGAGUCUCAAAAUAUACGGAGCCAUUCUCCACAAGGUAUAUCAUCUGAUGAUGAUGGUGGAAGUCUUUUCCCUUCUGAUUUUACAUCUGGGGAGUUGUUCUGCAGUUCAAAGAUUCGGAAAAACAAGGAAUUUGGGCUGAUGUGUCAAACUAUUGAGAGUAACGGCUUUAACGACCAGAAUGAAUUGGCAAAGAUCUCAAAACCGGCCAACAAGGUUGCCCUUACUAUGCAAAAGAGAUCCCGUAAGCCUACACGGAGAUACAUUGAUGAAUUAUCAGAGCCUAUUUCUAGAUAUUCUAAGAAAAGACAAGAAGUUUCUACGUCUGCCCCUAGUGCUAAGUCUACAGUAGUUAAAAAUCACAAGAAAUGUCAUAUCGAAUCAAGAACGAGAAUUUCCCCUGAGGAGUCUUCUGUCAUUGCUAUUCAAGUGCCCUUUGGUUCUUUAGUGCAUAAAGAAUGUCAAAAGAGUCAUUCAUCGAAUAUGGUACUUAGUUCUGAUAAUGAGAAUUCAGUGAACGAGUCAGAAGAUAUCUGGGUAUCAGUGAGUCAUAAGAAAAGGUGUGGCUAUGUAAUUGCAGCUUGUGAAAAGAAAUACAAUGACUCAGUCACAACAGUGAAUCAAAAGAAAGGAGAUGACUGUGUCACAGCAAUGAGUCAGAAGAAAAGGGACGAUCGUGUCACAGCAGUAAGCCUGAGGAAAAGGGAAGAUCAUGUUACACCAAUGAGUCAAAAGAAAUGUGAUGAUUGUGUCACGGAAGUGAGUCAUAAGAAAAGGGACAAUCAUGUUUCAGCAGUGAGUCAAAAGAAGAGGGAUGAUUGUGACUCAGCAGCUAGCCAAAAGAAAAGGGAAGAUCGUGUUACAGCAGUGAGACAACCUGAAGUUAGCAGUCGGAGGAAGCAUCAUAGAUUGUGGACUAUAUCAGAGGUUAGGAAAUUGAUUGAUGGGGUUUCCCAAUAUGGGGUUGGAAGAUGGAGUUGUAUAAAGAAGCUUUUGUUCUCAACUUCUCCCCAUCGUACUUCUGUUGAUCUUAAGAGUUCCUUGACGUUCCCAUCUAACUCCCUGAAUUUCACUAUCAUCUCGCCUACGAGGCGACUACAAGUACUGCAAGCAAGUGAGACGCCUGGUUGCUGCAAACUCGAGAUUAGUGGUGUGAUGGUUCUUGAUCUGAGAGCGGCAUUGAGCGGAAUUUUUGUGUUUUUCGGUGAGGAAAGGGGUUGCAGCGGCGUUCUGGUUUUGGAUAUGAUCAGAGGGGAGAAGAAACGGAAUCUGGCUUGGCGCCCUUUGCCAAAGCCUAUACUACGCCGCGUUUGUGAACUGGCCACCAUUUAUCCUUAUCCAAAUGGUCGUAAACCACCCAAGAUUAUUCACCAUGUUCCCCCUGACAGAAAUACAGAUAUAACAUUGAGCGACUACAGAAGAAUUCUUCGAAGCAUAAAUGGCAACUGA